Fusarium sp. VM40 is the source of this 915-nucleotide messenger RNA. The record is from the annotation of a GenBank genome assembly. NCBI's taxonomy places the organism in Eukaryota, Fungi, Ascomycota, Sordariomycetes, Hypocreales, Nectriaceae.
AUGUCGUCCUAUCUCGAAAGACAGGCGAACGCCUUCAAGGGCACGCUCUCCUCCGCCGCAACCAAGAUUUCGAACCCAUCCACCCAGAAGGCCUCAACUCUUGCGCCGCCAGCACCCGCCCCGGCUUCGCCCUCUCCUUCAGCUGCAUCCGACCCUAAUACCCCAUCGGCCAAGCGAAAACGGGAUGUAGCGCCCGAUGUGCCUUAUUCGCAGCCCCAGCUUACGGGCUACGGUGCCGAGGUCAAGACGCAAAUGACAUUUGCUGUCGAUUAUCUAAAAAAGAAGGGCGACACGAAAACCAUCACUGAAAUUAUCGACCAUCUGAGUUUGAGAGGCUAUGACGAAGAGCACAAGCGUCAACUGGCGGAAGGACUACGAGGUCACCCUCGAGUCGACUGGAAGCCUGACGGAAACCUGAGCGAACAGACCUGGCAAACAGGCCUCUACUCCCACCGACCUAUCAUCCCCGGUGUCAAGAACGCAACCACACUCCUAGGCCAUUUGCAAGCAAAGACAGAUGCUUCAGGGGUCUCGGUCAAGGAUCUCAAGGACGGCUGGCCCGACUGCGAAGACACGAUAUCAGCACUGGAACGCGAGCACAAAAUCCUGGUAGUGCGCACUAAGAAGGACAACCUCCCGCGAUACGUGUGGCCCAACGACGCCUCGCUGCACCACAAAGUCCAGCCCGAGUUCCAGAGCAUGUGGCAGCGCGUCCAGCUACCGCCCGUCGACGAGAUGCACCGCAAGCUUGUCAGUGUGGGUCAAAAGCCUACGAGUGAAGACCCGCGCAAGGCGAAAGACGGACAGGCCAACAAGCCCAAGACUCAGAAGAGGCGCAAGGGCAACAGGAUCGGAAAGGCGACCAAUGUGCACAUGGCGCAUCUUAUGCAAGAUUACAGUGGUAUGCGACGAUAA